CACACAUCUCAAACCUGACACCCAUUCUAACACCCAAUAUCAACCAUAGCCAUGGCUAUGGCAGUGGACAACAGCUAUGAGCUUGAUUUAUUUGGCAAUAGCGCCACCACCACUUUCGACGAGGACCAUAACUGGAAGGAAUGGUCCCCAGUUGUCGACUGGGAAGCAUUAUCAUGCGACCAAAUCGAUUAUCAGGACCUCACUGAGUCCAUGAGGGAUGAUCAAGGGUUGGACUUAGCUGGAAUAGCUAAUGAGAAGUCCAACUCUGGAUCGGUAUCAACGGACAGUACUGAUGAUACCAUGCUUGCGGAUGACGAAGCCAAGGUGGACAAUUUCAAGGGGUUGAGGCUGGUUCACUUGCUGAUGGCAGCCGCCGAGGCGCUAACAGGCGCCAACAAGAGCAGUGGAUUAGCUCGGGUGAUAUUGGUUCGGCUCAAGGAGUUGGUGUCCCCUAAUGGUGGAACCAACAUGGAGAGGUUGGCGGCGUAUUUCACGGAUGCGUUACAAGGUUUGCUAGAAGGCUCUGGCGGCGGUCACGGUAAUAGGCAUUUGAUCACUAACGGACACCGCCGUGACAAUCAUCUCCAGGCGGACCUGCUGGUGGCGUUGCAGCUGUUGCAGGACAUGUCUCCUUAUGUUAAUUACGGACACUUCACCGCCAAUCAAGCCAUUCUAGAAGCCGUUACCCACGACAGGAGGAUCCACAUAGUAGAUUACGACAUUAUGGAGGGGAUCCAAUGGGCAUCCUUGAUGCAGGCGUUGGUAUCAAGGAAGGAAGGUCUACCAGCCCCACAUCUCAGGAUCACGGCGUUAACAAGGGGCGGCAGUGGACGGCGGUCGAUCUGGAAUGUCCAAGAGACAGGACGCCGUUUGAUGGCAUACGCGGCAUCCAUAUGUCAACCCUUGUCCUUCAAUCAGUGCCGGUUGGACUCCGACGAGACUUUUAGACCGUCGGCUUUGAAGUUGGUAAAAGGAGAAGCCCUGGUGAUUAACUGCAUGCUACAUCUACCUCACUUUAGUUACCGGGCACCGAACUCGGUAGCUUCGUUUUUAUCCGGAGCCAAGACCCUGAACCCGAGGCUGGUGACGCUGGUAGAAGAAGAGGUAGGGCCAAUAAUUAAUGGAGGGUUCGUGGGACGGUUCAUGGACUCAUUGCACCACUACUCAGCGGUGUAUGACUCGCUGGAGGCAGGGUUUCCGAGGCAGGGGAGGGCUCGGGCUUUGGUUGAGAGAGUGUUUUUGGGGCCUCAGAUAGCCGGGUCAUUGGGUCGGAUCUACCGGAGCGUGGGAGAAGAGGAGGGGUGCCCGUGGUGGGGGUGGAUAGGUGGGUUGGGGUUAAAACCGGUGAACAUAAGCUUCGCAAAUCAUUGUCAAGCAAAGCUAUUGGUGGGUUUAUUCAAUGAUGGGUAUAGAGUGGAAGAGUUGGGCAGCAACAGAAUGGUAUUGGGAUGGAAAUCCAGGCGUAUGCUCUCCGCUUCUAUUUGGACUGGUUACGAUUCUGAAUUUUGAGAUAAGAUUGUGCGUGUAAUGUGUGUGUGUGUGUUUUUUAAAAAUUUAUUUGUUUGUGUCCUUAAUUAUCUGGUAUGUUUCCUCUAUGCUUUCGCAUUAAAUUAAAUGUCUCCCUCGUUUAGCAACUCAAUGUUGUCUCAGGACUUUGUUAAUUGUUGAUUUGGUAGUAUUCUGCUGUUUGGUUGUAAUAAAACUGCGGUUAAUUG
Rubroshorea leprosula is the source of this 1715-nucleotide messenger RNA. NCBI's taxonomy places the organism in Eukaryota, Viridiplantae, Streptophyta, Magnoliopsida, Malvales, Dipterocarpaceae. The record is from the annotation of a GenBank genome assembly.